Molecule: messenger RNA, 387 nt
Organism: Penicillium samsonianum
Lineage: Eukaryota; Fungi; Ascomycota; Eurotiomycetes; Eurotiales; Aspergillaceae
Exons: 1
Coding region: 1-387 (128 amino acids)
Biological process (GO): DNA topological change
Cellular component (GO): nucleus
Molecular function (GO): DNA binding; DNA topoisomerase type I (single strand cut, ATP-independent) activity
Source: RefSeq, a predicted model, not a curated record
AUGGAUGCCAACGGAAUUGGUACAGAUGCUACGAUGGCGGAGCAUAUUGCCAAGAUCAAAGAACGUGAAUACGUCGCCAUAAACCAACGAGGCAGUGGCCGCAGCUCAGUGCAGGAAUUCAUUCCGACCCGUUUAGGUGUUGCCCUUGUGGAGGGGUAUGACAAUGUUGUCGAGGGUCUCCCUAAUAGUGUGUCUCUCAGCAAGCCGUUCCUUCGCAAGGAGAUGGAAUUGAGAAUGGUUGAGAUCUGCUCAGGCACCAAAACUCGACAAGAGGUCGUUCAGCAGAGUCUGGAUAUGUACCGAGAAGUCUUCAUUCACACACAGAGACGCAUCAACAUGCUGAAGACUGCCUGUCGUAAAUAUCUUGUUGAAGAAACCACGUCAUGA